This is a messenger RNA of Didymodactylos carnosus, 1209 nucleotides long. The record is from the annotation of a GenBank genome assembly. NCBI's taxonomy places the organism in Eukaryota, Metazoa, Rotifera, Eurotatoria, Philodinida, Philodinidae.
AUGUCAAUAACAGGUCAACGUCAUGCUUAUAAAGCAGUGUACAAAUGUGGCUUUUCCCGAGAAGGUCCUCUUCGAGCAUUAGAUCUACGGGUGUAUAGCAAUGGUGGUUGUUCGCUUGAUACAUCGAUACCUAUACUGGAGCGCACUUUAUUACAUUGUGAUAAUAUUUAUCAGUUUCACAAUAUGAAAUUAUCUGGCCGAGUUUGUAAAAUAAAUUUACCGUCGAAUACCGGAAUGCGUGGCUUUGGUGGUCCCCAAGGACUGAUGAUUUGUGAAAUUAUUCUUGAUCAAGUUGCAUCCUAUGUCAAUAUUGAACCAUCUCUAAUUCGUCAGAGAAAUCUAUAUAAAGAAAAUGAACAAACAUAUUUUAAACAGAGAUUGAGAAACUGGAAUAUACCAAAAAUGUGGAAUCAGUUAUUGGAAACAGCCAGUUAUCAACAAAGUUUGACGGAAAUUGAAAUAUUCAAUCGGAAUAGUUUGUAUCAUAAACGUGGAAUAUCAGUAAUUGGUACAAAGUUUGAUAUUGGCUUUCAUUCGGCAAAGUUUCUUCAUCAGGCAGGUGCUCUUAUUCACUUAUACAAAGAUGGAAGUAUUUUGUUAACACAUGGGGGCGUUGAAAUGGGUCAAUCUUUACAUACGAAAAUGAUUCAAAUUUGUGCAGAAUUGUUAAAGAUUGAUAUGUCAUUGAUACGCAUUAGUGAAACAUCAACAGAUAAAAUUCCAAACACAAGUCCAACAGCGGCAUCAUUAUCAUCAGAUUUAUAUGGUAUGGCCAUUUCAAAUGCGUGUCAACAAUUAAAUGAACGUCUUCAACCUCUGAGAGACAAGCAUCCAACAUCGAACUGGUCUGAAUUAAUUGAAAAUGCCUACUAUAACAGAAUCAAUUUAUCUGCACAAGGGUUCUAUUCAACCCCGAAUAUUGUCACUAAUUUUGAUCAAAAUCAUGCUGAAUUUAAUUAUUUUACACAAGGUGUGGGAUGUUCAGAAGUUGAAGUCGAUUGCUUGACUGGCGAUUUCAUUACUCUGAGAACAGACAUAUUGAUGGAUCUCGGUCAAUCAUUAAAUCCCAAAAUCGAUAUUGAACAGAUUGAAGUGCCAACAAUAGUUUUCAAAAUAGCGAUGAUGUUCGGUACACUUGGCGUUUCAGCGGUUAAUAAAUGUUCCAAACAAACAAUAGUGGCUUUUCGUAGUGGUCGUCGACGAACGUAG